AUGCCUUCCGGAGACAUCUUUUCUGAGCCCAUUGGCACCGGGGCACCUCCAGGCACCAUCUCUGCCCGGAGUGACCAUCCGGUUCCGAGAAAGGGCAUCACCUCGAGCUCGCCGCUUCAGACCAACAAGUUUUACUCCAACUUCUUCCUGGGAGACCAGACGGCGCCGACGUACACCUAUCCUUACGGCAUAGCAUGGGGGGCAGGACGAGGGGCCGCUGCCAGCUACGGCAUGACUAUUUCCCACAUCGAAGCGAGUCAGCGAGUCUUUGGCCCGACUAAGGCGGACUCUGGAGCUGCGUCUUAUUUCAUCAACCCGGUAGGUAUUCAAUCAAUUGUAAUCAGCGCUCAGGAGCUCGGGUCGGACACCGCAGUGGGAAUCGACAGCGUCACGGCAUUCUCUGCGACAAUUCACCUGAAGCCGAAUGCCCAAGCUGUGCCAGCGGUUUCUUUCCCUCUCGUCCAAGGAAUGCCCUUCAUCACAGCCCAGUAUGCCGGCGCCACCCCCGUGAUCCGCACCGGAGUCUUCUUCAGAACGGUUACGCGGGUGACACAGGACCCCAAGGCCGGCGUUGCCAAGUACACUUUCCAGCUCGAAGACGGCAAGAUCUGGCGGUUGUACGCCUAUGCAACCACCGGAUCGCAGCUCAACCUGCAGGUUGUCAACAACGGUCUGGCCCAAUCGACGCAGCCGUUCUACGGAAUCAUUCAAGUCGCCAAGGAUCCCGGAAACGGAGAGGCUUUGCUUGACCAGGCGGCCGGUGUUUAUCCCACGACAGUCGCGCUGUCUGGUUCAGUGAGCGGCACCACGGGCUCAUAUACGUUCAAGUUUGCCAAGGAUGGUCAUCCCGACGGCAAGCUGGUCAUGUACGCGCUGCCGCAUCAUGUCUCCUCAUUUGAUUCUACGACGAGAAAUGGCGUUCAACCAGUUCAACUCAUGACUCCUGCCAAGGGAAUUGCGACUGCAGUCUUGGCUGACCAGUGGACGAUGCAAGAAUCGAACUUGCCUGUUAGCAUGGGUUUCGCUCCUUGGAGCCCUGACAAGGGUAGUCUCACCACGCUGUCUGACAAUGCCAAAGUUGUGAUCCGCGGGAUAGCAGCCCAGGAGGUAUCCCAGGACAUGAUGGCUCAGUCUGAUCUGGACUCCAUGUACUUCAGCGGAAAGGCAAGUCUUCUUCAGAUGCCUGCCCUGGCUAAGUUUGCCAUACUGAUUAUUGUGAUCAAUGACAUUUUGGGCGACCCGGCAUUGGCGCAAUCAGGCCUGAACAGGCUCAAGGCGGCGUUUGCAACGUUUGCUACUAACAAACAAAAGUACCCGUUGGUAUAUGAGAACCCAGGCGCUUGGGGAGGUGUCGUGUCUUCGGCAACCUACGUCACGGGCAACGACGGCGCCGACUUUGGCAACACGCAGUACAAUGACCAUCAUUUCCACUAUGGCUAUCAUAUUCUUGCAGCCGCAGCCAUUGCUCAUCUGGACCCGAGCUGGCUGAGUGCGAACAAGGACUAUGUGAAUGCUCUGGUGCGAGACGUGGCCAACCCUAGUACCCAAGAUACCUAUUUCCCUACGUGGCGUGCUUUCGACUGGUACCAUGGCCACAGCUGGGCUCAUGGUCUGUACGCCUCGUACGAUGGAAAGGACCAAGAAUCAAGCUCCGAAGACAUGAUGCACGCCUACGCCCUCAAGAUGUGGGGUGACGCUUCGGGCGACAGUAUGCUCUCGUCGCGAAGCAACCUCCAGCUCUCCAUCAUCGCCCGCGCCCUCCAGGACUACUACCUCUACAAGAGCGACAACGCCGUGCAGCCACCCCAGUUUAUCGGCAACAAGGUGGCCGGCAUCCUCUUUGAGAACAAGAUUGACCACACGACCUACUUUGGCGCUAAUAUCGAGUUCAUCCAGGGUAUCCAUAUGAUUCCCCUCCUCGCGCCCUCGCCGUUUGUCCGCACGCCGGCCUUCGUCAAGGAAGAGUGGGACGUGUACUUUAGCAACGGACGCGUCGAUACUAUCGCGGGCGGCUGGAGGGGUAUCAUCUAUGGAAACCUUGCGACGAUUGACGGUAAGACGGCGUGGAACUUUUUCAACAGCUCCAACUUUGAUCCUAGCUGGAUCGACGGCGGCGCGAGUUUGACGUGGUACUUGACGUAUGCAGCGUUGAUGGGCAAUGUCUGA
Colletotrichum fioriniae is the source of this 2166-nucleotide messenger RNA. Lineage: Eukaryota; Fungi; Ascomycota; Sordariomycetes; Glomerellales; Glomerellaceae. The record is from RefSeq and is a predicted model, not a curated record.